AUGCCACGGCAAUAUUCCUCAAAACAGACCCUGGUGACAUCUGCACCGACGCGACAGUUCAGCACACCAACAACAACCCACCUACGCUCCAACGAAUCUGUUGCCGAAUGUAACAUAAACCGCGAAACAACAACCACAAUAAUCAACUCGUCUGUCUUCUCGCCAGACUCCACCUUGCUGUCCAACAACGAUGGUGAAUGCCCACAGCAGCAGCAGCAGCAAAGUAGUCAGCACGAAUCGCAACAAGAUGUGCAAAAAACUGGAAGCUACUUGAAGGAUCAGAUCAUAUCGUUCUUCCAAGUUUCAGAUAACAAACUGGCACUGAAGUUGUUUGGCAAUCGAAAUGCGCUAAUGAAAGAGAAGAUGCGACAGAAAGCAGUUGGUAAUUGGAUCAUCCAUCCUUGCAGCAGCUUCAGAUUCUACUGGGACCUUUUCAUGUUGACGUUGUUGUUGGCCAAUCUCAUCAUCCUGCCCGUCAUCAUCUCCUUCUUCGGCGAUGACCUCAAAACGCACUGGAUCGUCUUCAACAGCGUCUCCGAUACAGUCUUUCUAACUGAUCUACUCUUCAACUUCCGUACUGGAAUCAUCGCCGACAAUUACGCCGACGAGGUGAUACUGGAGCCACGAUUGAUCGCCAAGCACUACCUCAAAACCUUCUUCUUGCUGGACCUCAUCAGCUCACUCCCCCUCGACUACAUCAUCAUCCUCCUCACCCCGGACACAAACACCACACAGUUCUAUCACGCAGGUUGGGCACUGCGGAUGGUGCGUCUGGUCAAGUUGCUGAGUCUUCUGCGGCUGUUAAGGCUGUCACGUCUCGUCAGAUAUGUCAGUCAGUGGGAGGAGUUCUUGAAACAGUUUUUAACAGUGGCCGAGAAGUUCAUGCGAAUCUUCAACUUGGUCAGUCUGAUGCUGCUGAUUGGUCACUGGAACGGAUGUCUUCAAUGGUUGGUGCCCAUGCUCCAGGACUUUCCUUCCGACAGUUGGGCUGCCCUUGAAGAACUUCAGAACGCUGACUGGUCGGAGCAGUACACAUGGGCUCUCUUCAAAGCCCUUUCCCACAUGUUGUGCAUCGGGUAUGGCAGGUACCCACCCCAAUCUACCACCGACGUCUGGCUCACCAUGGUGAGCAUGUUGACGGGGGCCACGUGUUACGCCAUGUUUGUCGGCCACGCCACUACCCUCAUUCAAUCCUUCGACACAUCCAAGAGAAUGUACAGAGAAAAGUUCAAACAAGUGGAAGAGUACAUGGCCUACAGGAAGCUGCCUCGGAACUUACGACAACGCAUCACGUACUACUACGAACAUCGUUACCAAGGAAAGAUGUUCGACGAAAAGAACAUUCUAGCAGAACUUAACGAGUGCCUAAAAGAAGAAAUAAUCAACUACAACUGCAGAGCCCUGGUCGCCUCUGUGCCCUUCUUCACGCAUGCUGAUGUCAACUUUGUGUCAGAGGUCAUCACCAAGCUGGAGUUUGAAGUCUUCCAACCGGGAGACUUCAUCAUCAAAGAAGGAACAAUGGGAACGAAGAUGUACUUCAUACAAGAGGGCGUUGUUGACAUCAUCACCAAGGAAGGUCAGAUUGCUACCAGCCUCUCCGAUGGCUCCUACUUUGGAGAAAUUUGUCUCCUGGCGAACACGAAGCGUGUUGCAAGUGUCAGGGCGGAAACAUAUUGCAACCUUUUCUCACUGAGCUCCACGCAUUUCAACUCUGUCCUGGAACAUUAUCCUGUCAUGCGGAGCACCAUGGAGUCCGUGGCAGCCCAGCGGCUGAACAAGAUUGGGAGGGAUCCGUACAUAUUUCUGCGCAGGAAACAAGAGUCCGAUGGAACAGGAUUCGAUGUUGGAAGAUUUUAUUUAAAAUUUCAACAACGUUUCCUCUACAUUACAAUAGGAAAUAAAAUUGCAAUAUUGUGUUUAUUAUGUCCAUGCUAUGUCAGAAUGAAAAAAUUAUAA
Messenger RNA from Helobdella robusta, 1956 nucleotides. RefSeq lists its product as hypothetical. Bases 1 to 1956 code for a protein of 651 amino acids. The transcript is spliced from 11 exons. The record is from RefSeq and is a predicted model, not a curated record. Gene Ontology annotation, molecular function: voltage-gated potassium channel activity. Gene Ontology annotation, biological process: potassium ion transport; transmembrane transport. Gene Ontology annotation, cellular component: membrane. NCBI's taxonomy places the organism in Eukaryota, Metazoa, Annelida, Clitellata, Rhynchobdellida, Glossiphoniidae.